UGGAAAGUGUGGAAUAUGACACUGACUGCAGAGUGGAAAAUAAAGUGUUCUUGGAGUAAAGCAGAACCUCAUGCCAUUUUGAUCUUCUUUGCGCUAUAAUUGAUGCGAUUUGAUGGAUCUGAAAGAAUGGUGAAGGAUCUUGCUGACCAUUAUAUAACAAUCCAGUGAGGUCAUGGCAGAAACUCUCCAGAAUCUCAAAUCAGUGUAUGAGAAGUGGGAGGGAAAGGGAGCGACCCCCAGACAACAGCAGUUACAGUCCACUCUGAAUGGUAGUGUGGAAAAAGUUUAAAACGAUGGCCGCCAGUCCUGGAGAAAUAAAUAUGGUGAUAGUAUACGACCGCUCCAGUUAGGAGGAGACAAGCAAGAGGAAUUACCCCAAAUACGCUCGGUGCAAAGUGUGCAAUCAGAUAACCUGGCUACCUUCAAAACCACUCCUAUAGCAGAUGCUGAAGAUUUUAGAAUGACUCGCCCCUUCAUGGGGCAAUGCUGUCAGUGUAUGCCGACAUGCAGGAAAAGUCUGUUGACCAGUUCUUGCUCUCAGAUGGGCCUGCGCAAUGUUCUGAACAUCCAGCAUGAACUGAGAAAUCGAGGUCCUUUGGCGAAGAUUUUCUCACACUCAGCAUAUUUAUUACAGAGAAGGACUUUCUACAAGUACACAAAUGUCUCUGUUGCCGUUCUUGCCAGUUCAAGAGUUCAGGGUGCUGUCCACCAACCAACUUCACUUACUCAAGUUGUGGAAGAUAUGGAGGAUGACGAGACAAGCUCCAGAGAAGAGAAGAAAGCUCUGUGCAAACGGGAGAAGAAAGCUAAAUCAAUGCUGAAUAACAUGAGAGCUCAUGUUUCUUCCCUCCUAGUCUCAUUUACAGGUUGGUUCUUGUUGAAGUUUCUGUCAUUAAUGACCAGCAGUAUUCAAGUUCAUAAAGGCCAAAUGCAGCUGGUGAAAAAAGCCACAGAGAAAUCUGUGCCGAUGAUUUAUGUGCCGUUGCAUCGCAGCCACCUGGACUACAUCCUGGUGACAUUUAUCCUGUGGCAUUAUGACAUUAAGGCUCCUCAUAUUGCUGCUGGUGACAACCUCAAUAUACCUGUGUUCAGUUGCUUGAUGAGAGGUCUUGGAGCCUUCUUCAUUCGGCGGCGCCUGGACAAGCAAAAGGGGAAAAAGGACAUAUUGUACAGAUCUAUUCUACAAUCUUACGUUGAAGAACUGUUGAGGAAUGGUGAAGGUAUUGAGUUUUUCAUAGAGGGAGGCCGAAGUCGCACGGGGAAGGCUUGCAGCCCAAAGGCUGGUCUACUCUCUGUUAUAGUGGAUGCAUACAAAUCAGAGAUUAUAGAAGAUGCCUUCAUAGUACCUGUUACAAUAAAUUAUGAGAAGUUAUUGGAUGGCAACUUCAACAAUGAGCUUAUGGGCAAACGUAAAACUAAGGAGACUUUCUGGGGUGCUGUGAGAGGAAUUGUUCGAGUUGUCAAUGGAAACUUUGGCCAUGUCAGGAUUGGUUUCUGUCAACCUUUCUCCCUUAAGGAAUUCAUGGUGUCACAGGCGUGUCAGUCCAGCCGAGCUGCUUUAGAGUCUGUCACUGAGCCAAGUCCGGUUUCGCCUUCUCACUCUGAAGACUGUGCUCAAGACUCUCCCCCAGAUGGCUUCCGCAGUCGACACGGCAGCUUUUCCUCCCUCCUCGGUUCUGAAGUGGUGAACAGUGACCAGAAAGAAGUUGUCCACAAUCUGGGACGGCACAUUGUAUAUGAUGCAGCUCACAGCACAGCCCUGAUGAGUACCAACUUACUCUCCUUCCUUCUCCUCACCAAACACAGAGAGGGAACUUCUCUGGUGACGCUCAUAAACAGUUUUGCUUGGCUCCAAGACGACUUGUCCAUCCGCAAGAGAGACGUUGGCUUUUCGGGCAGCCUGGAUGAUAUUGUCAACCACGCCCUUGGACUGCUAGGUGAUGAACUCGCUAAUCCCAGGCUGGACAAGAAUGGCAAUUUGGUCAUAAAGCCAAAUUUGAGCUUACCACAUGUGCUGGAGCUGAGUUAUUAUAGCAACGCAGUUAUCUCCCCCUACCUCCUUGAGAGUGUUAUUGUGAACUCAGUGUUUGCAGCACUGGACACUGGAUUAUCCACCAUGACAAAGAAUAUCUCAGAAGAUGACAUCUCCACCAGCAGGGAAAAGAUACUCAUAAUAGCCACAGAAUUAUGUAAACUUUUCCAGAAUGAGUUCAUUUUCAUUCCAUCCUGUGAAGAACUUCAUCAUAUGUUAGCUCAGACACUGGAGGAGCUGGUUACGUCAGAGGUGCUCCAUAAGGAGGAAACAAAGAUACUUGGGGCAUACACGGAAGAAGACAAGAAGUGGGCAAAAAACUUUGGCGAGAGUUUCAGCUGGCAGUCUCAGGAUUCAGACGAGGAGAAUUGGCCGCCUCAGGAUUAUCUCAUCAGUGUGAAUGUGGAAGAUUCUGAUGUUAUUGAGAGGCUGUCCUUCCUACAGAGCAUAUUAGGGCCUUACAUUGAGGGGUAUUGGACAACAGCUCUGACAAUAACAAAACUCCGGGAAAAGGAGAUGGCAGAGGAUGACUUUUUUAAACUUUUGCACAACAGUGCCAUGGAGAGAGUGAACAAAGAAUUGACCACAUACGCUGAGAGUUCAUCCAUGGAGAUUCUGAAGAAUGCGAUGAAAACAUUCCAGGAGCUAAAGCUGAUUGACUGUUAUUUCGCUGGCAAUCUGAAGAUGGUGGAGUUACACGACCAUUAUUUGGUGGAGGAAAAGCUUCAAGACUUGUUAGACCUGCUGGAAAGUCUACGAGAGUGAAGAGACAUGUGAAAUCUGACACUAGAUCUUGUGUUGAAGGUGAUGCCUGUACAGCAUCCUGGUGAGAUUAUGCAGCAGCCUGCCAUUUCUUACAGAGGACACCAGUGACAUUGACACAGCAUCCAGUGACAUUGAUUUUGCAUCCUGUGGCAUCUACUUAUGGUUAACAGACAUAAUGAUUUAGUUUUCGGAGGAAAAAAUAGAAUAUGAAUUGAAUGCUUCAAGAAACAAUGCUUCUUACCUCAGAACUCAAAAAAAGCUGUUUCUCGGUUUUUAUUGGGUAAAUGGGAAUCAAGACACAUUCAGAUAGUCCCGAACAUAAUACUAUUAUUCCCUCUUCAAGCACUAAUGUGUGCAAAGGCAGCCCACAUGAACUGCAGAAGCUUCCUUAUUUUGCUGUGAAAAGCUAAUGGGUUAUUGUCUCCUUUGUUCAUUUAAAUGUCCACUUUUGGUCAAUUCGGUUUCAUUGGGCUUUUAUGAACAAUUGCAUGUGUGUGGCCCAGAAAUGCAGUUGUAGGCAUACCAAAUACCAUAGAUGGUCAACAUUGUGAUAAUUUACAGCAUACAACCUGACACAAGGUUGUGACGUGUGAUCUCCACUCCGAUGUGGAUAUUUCUUGGAAGAGAAAGUGUGAUAUAAUUAAUAACAUAAUAAGUAUUUUGGUUACUUUGAUUUAUGAAUUUCUUGGAGCUGUGCUUUACAUCUGGCUGCACUGCAGUUAGCAGACCCAGAUAUGAGAGAAAAAAUUAGUCACAGACAUUCCUGGUUUACAACUUAGAUUGGAAAGCUGAUGUAAGUGGCAAUUUCAGACAUAAAUGUGGUAUACUUUUGCAGAUUGUUAAAAUUGUUUGUGUAAUAGUUUCAUACAGUAGUAUUUGUGAUUAAUAUAUCCCUUUGUAAUAGUAGAAUCGUGUCCUAAUUUUUGCUAAGGCGUAUAAUAUAUGUUGGAACUAAACCUUGAAGUUGAAGAUUGUUACAAAAUGUUGGAUGUUGUAUAGUUACGAUUAAGUGUCAGAUUGUUCAAGCCAUAACCUACUCUACCAAUAUUGUCAGAAUAUUAGUGGAGGUUAUAAUAGUAUAUUGAAGAACAUCUUCAAUGCUCAGUGCCCAAAGAGAUUUGUCAUUGUAUAAUUUAUUAUGGAAUCUAUACAGAGAGUUAUGUUCACCUACAUGUAGUUCUUACAAGCCAGUGAUUGUUGUGUGUCCAUGUGGAAGAAAAAAUGAGGGUAGAUAUAUGUAUGGUUCUGUAUGAGCCCCUCUGCUAUCCCAGCUCGUGUAGGCAACUGCAUUAGGGUACCAGUCAAGAGAGUAUUUGGGCGCUCCUGG
This is a messenger RNA of Liolophura sinensis, 4124 nucleotides long. RefSeq names its product glycerol-3-phosphate acyltransferase 1, mitochondrial-like. The transcript has 23 exons. Gene Ontology annotation, biological process: phospholipid biosynthetic process; fatty acid metabolic process; glycerol-3-phosphate metabolic process. Gene Ontology annotation, molecular function: glycerol-3-phosphate O-acyltransferase activity. Lineage: Eukaryota; Metazoa; Mollusca; Polyplacophora; Chitonida; Chitonidae. Gene Ontology annotation, cellular component: mitochondrial membrane. The coding region runs from base 461 to 2797 and encodes 778 amino acids. The record is from RefSeq and is a predicted model, not a curated record.